CUAGAGCAAAAGUCCGAAUCCGGUAGUAAAUUAUUCGUACUGAAGUUUUAACAGAACUGACGCCAUUGGCAGCUGUUGGAGGUUUGGGGUCGGGGUGUGAGUUUGAAAGAGACGAAUCCAAUCCCUGCGAAAUAAAAAGAUAUGAUCAAGCUUUUAAGUUCAAUUAAACAUGUAGCCAAAUCCAGUCCAUUUCUCCUGUUGAAAAAUCGUAAUGGUAAUUCAUGUUCCUACUCUUGUUUAUUUAUCUCACCAUCUGCCAUCGAUUCCCCAUCAGCUCAUCGCCUUAAUCUAAGCGCCAAGGACGUGGUGGCCUCUUUGAAAGACUGGUUCAAGGCCCCAAACACAUAUCUUCUUGACCGCAUCUUCAGCAUCCUAAGCUCCCAAGACCAAGUCGCCCGGGACGAUGAAUCUUCGAGGCAUGCCGCUGACCUUGCUCUCUCCCACCUUAAUCUUCAUCUCUCCGAGACCUUUGUCCUCCAGGUCCUCUCCUACGGCCGCUCCUCCUCCAAAGACGUUCUCUCAUGCCUCAAGUUCUUCGACUGGGCGGGCCGCCAGCCGGGAUUCCACCACACCCGAGCCACCUUCCAUGCCAUCUUCAAGAUUCUCUCGAAAGCGAAGCUAGUGCCCUUGAUGCUUGAGUUCUUGCAGGAUUUUAUGAAGCAUAGGUGCAGUUACAGGGUCAGAUUCCACGACACAUUAGUUUUGGGUUAUGCCCUUGCAGGGAAAUCGGCGAUGGCACUCCAGAUGUUCGGUAGAAUGCGAUUCCAGGGUCUUGACUUGGAUACCUUUGCCUACCACGUGCUUUUGAAUGCUCUUGUAGACGAGAGUUGCUUUGACGCCGUUGACAUGAUAGCUAAGCAGAUUUCAUUGAGGGGUUUUGACAAUGGCAUCACCCACUGCAUCCUGGUCAAGUGCUGGUGCAAGCAGAACAAGUUGGAGGAGGCGGAGGCCUAUUUGCGCGGUUUGGCCGAAAGCAGGAAGCCAGUUGGUGGGCAUGCCGUGAGUAUUAUUGUGAGUGCGCUUUGCAAGGGCAACAGGUUCCAACAUGCCGCCACCUUGUUGGAGGAGUUUACGGAGCUUAAUGUGCCUAUGGAACAAGCUUAUGGUAUCUGGCUUCAGAAUGUUGUGCAACGUGGGAAGUUAAACUGGUACUUGAACUUUAUCAAUAGGAAGAAAUUAUUCAGUAGGAAUGUUCCGCGCCUAUUUCAGUACAAUGUUUUGGUAUUGAGACUGUUAAGAGAGUACCGGCUGAAUGAUGUUUUUGAUUUGUUAAUUGAAAUGGAGAAUGAUGGAAUUUCCCCUGAUAAGGUCACCAUGAAUGCUGUUUUGUGUUUCUUUUGCAAGGCUGGGAUGGUGGAUGUUGCCAUUGAGUUGUAUAACUCCAGGUCAGAGUUUGGACUCUCUCUUAAUAGAAUGACGUAUAGUGAUUUAAUCAAUAACUUAUGUUGGAAUGGAGUUAUUGAUGAAGCUUAUUGUGUGUUAAGAAAUUCAGUUCGUGAAGGUUACUUCCCUAGUAAAAAGACCUUCAGUAUUCUUGCCGGUGCUUUGUGCAGAGAGGAAAAAUUUGACAGAAUAAAGGAGCUGGUAGUUUCGUCCCUAGAGCAGAAAUUUAGGCCCUGCUAUGAUGUCUGUGACUCAUUUAUUGUAGCUUUGUGUAAAGCAAAUAGGGUUGAAGAUGCCUAUUUAUUACACGGUGAAAUUAGUAGAAUAAAUAAAGACAUGUCAAGUAAAACUUACUUUCACUUGAUUCAUGGUUUUUGCAAGUCAAAUAGGGGAGAUAUUGCUGCAGCACUUCUACUUGAAAUGCAGGAGAAGGGUCAUAAACCAACCAGAAAAUUGUUUAGAUAUGUUAUCUGUUGCCUGUGCGAUAUGCAAAACCUGGAAAACCAGUUUUUCAAAUUGCUAGAGAUGCAGUUGUCUCAUUUUGAACCAAGCUCUCAUGUCUUUAACUUCUUCAUUGCUGGAGCUGGUCAUGCCAAAAAGCCUGAACUAGCAAGAGAAGUGUUUGAGAUGAUGCUAAGAAGUGGGAUUAAACCUUCCUUAAGAUCUGACAUCUUUAUGUUGCAUAGUUACCUAAAGAAUGAUAGAAUUUCUGAUGCUUUAAACUUCUUUAAUGAUGUACGCCAGAGAAGACAAAUAGGGAGAAAAUUAUAUAGUUCCAUCGUAGUUGGUCUUUGCAAAGCAGACAAGGUAGAUUACGCUUUGAAUUUCAUGAGAGAAAUGAGGAAUAAUAAUGUUUUUCCGGGCAUGGAAUGCUAUGAGCAUCUUAUACAGUUGUUCUGCUGGAAGGAAAGUUACAGUUUGGCUGUAAGUCUUGUUAAUGAGCUGGAGCAAACUAGGGGCUAUAUUACAUCUUUUAUUGGUAAUGUACUUCUGUUACACUCCUUAAAGACUAAAAAGUUGUAUAAGGCUUGGGUUCAAUUUAGAGAAGGGCAAGAUGAGACAUCAGAUAUUUCGUUGCUUGGACAACUAAUUGGAAUAUUUUCUGGUUGCAUGGAAGCAAACCAAGAUAUCAAGAGCUUGGAAGAAAUAAUUGCAAAAUGUUUUCCAGUUGACGUCUACACAUACAAUACACUAUUGAGGAAACUGAGUGAAAGCAAAGUGGAUCUUGCUUUUGAGUUGUAUGACUGGAUAUGCGAGAAAGGGUAUGAGCCAAAUCGAUGGACGUAUGACAUCAUAAUACAUUGUCUUCUCAGAAAGGGUAGGAGAGCUGAAGCUCAGAGAUGGUUGGAGGAGAUGUUUGAGAAAGGUUUUGACCUAACGGAGCGUACCAAACUGUUAAUCUGAUAAAGCCACAAGCCAGAUUACUCUGUGAAACGUAGCUUCUAACCAGAAGCCUAAACCAAAGGCGUAGAGAAAAAGUGGUCGUGUCUCAUCAAAUUAAUAUCCGAAACAAAAUUUUCAGGUAAGGAUAACAUAUUGUAUGCAUGUUUAUAUAUACAUUGAUUUUGGAGAGUCCAGCUCCAAUUUAUUUAUGUACUCUAUUUCUAAUAA
Gossypium raimondii (Peruvian cotton) is the source of this 2994-nucleotide messenger RNA. RefSeq names its product pentatricopeptide repeat-containing protein At1g71210, mitochondrial. The coding region runs from base 142 to 2787 and encodes 881 amino acids. The transcript is spliced from 2 exons. NCBI's taxonomy places the organism in Eukaryota, Viridiplantae, Streptophyta, Magnoliopsida, Malvales, Malvaceae. The record is from RefSeq and is a predicted model, not a curated record. Gene Ontology annotation, molecular function: protein binding.